CAAAUGCAUACGCAAGGAGGAGUGUGGCUGCCAGUAUAAUGGGCAUUAUGUCCAGCCAGGAGAGACCUUCUGGGGCGAUGAUCAGUGCACAGAAAUAAUAACUUGCACCUCAGGAAAAAUUACAAGAGCGAAGUCCUCCUGUGGUCUUGGUAAGACUUGUGCUGUGAAGAACAGCGUUAGUUCCUGCCAAGCUGUUAAAUCUGCUGUCUGCACUAUCUCGGGUGACCCUCACUACAACACCUUUGACCAUGUAAAGUACGACUUCAUGGGAACCUGCACCUACACAGCCUCUGAGAGCUGCCAUCUGGACGGUACUGACCUCACCCCCUUUACUGUUGUGGUGGAGAAUGAGAAAUGGUACGCCAUGUCAAAUGAUCCCAAAGUGUCUGUGGCUAAGCUGGUGGCUGUGACCAUUUAUGGUAACACCAUAAUCCUGCGCAGGAAUCAGGUUGGACUGGCCAUGGUGAAUGGAGCCAUUAUGAACCUCCCUGUGAACCUCAAUGAUGGACAGAUUGUCAUCCAGCAAAUUGGUGCCAAUGAUGUAAUCUCAACUAACUUUGGGUUGAAAGUGACCUAUGACUUGGUGUACCAUGUCACUGUCACAGUUCCUGAUACAUACGCUGGCAAGACCUGCGGUCUCUGUGGCAACUUCAACGGCAAAACAGACGAUGAGUUUCAGCUCCCUGAUGGCAAAAUAACCAAAGAUGUGACCGCUUUUGGGUCCUCAUGGAAAGUUGGUGUGCCUGGUGUAGUUUGUGAGAAUGGCUGCGAAGGUGACAAUUGUCCCAAAUGUCCAGCAAGCGAGAGGCUCAAGAUUGAAUCUGAGUGUUCCAUCAUCACUGACCCCAACGGACCCUUUGCAGCAUGUCACAAUGUUAUUGACCCUGCAUCCUACUACCGAGAUUGUGUCUAUGAUGUUUGUGUGACAGAGGGAAUCCAGAUGCUUUGUCACAGCAUUAAUGCCUAUGUCAUUGAUUGCCAAGAUGUGGGAGUUAAGGUCUUGAACUGGAGGACACCCAACCUAUGUCCCCUGACCUGCCCAACAAACAGCCAUUACAGCAUCUGUGCUUCACCCUGUAAGACCCCAUGUCCUGGGCUUACCAGCGUUACCUGUGCUGAUGUCUGCGCUGAGGGAUGUGCCUGCAACACCGGCUACUACUUUGAUGGAACAGGUUGUGUACCACAGGACGAGUGUAGUUGCUACAUCAACGGAAAGACCCUCAAGAUUGGAGAGACAGUGGUGGCCGAUGACUGUACUGUCAAAUAUAUUUGUCCUAAAUCUGGACAUGGCCAUACUGAAUCCAUGUCUUGUGCCAUUGAUGAGACCUGUGAGGUUAAGAAUGGCAUUCGUGGAUGCCAUGCCAAGCAGUGCAUUAUGGGAAAUAAUGGGGUUUUCACCACCUUUAAUGGCAGAGUAGCAGAUGUGGGAAGAAAAGACAGUGGAAUGUAUGAUCUGGUGACAACCUGUGACAGCACCACAACAGAGGGGUGGUUCCGGGUCUUGAUGGACCUGCAAUCCUGUGGGCAGACUGGUCCAGUGAUUGCUGUUGGCAUCGCUGCCUUCUUCGAUGGUGCAUUUAUCACGGUCAACAGCCAGUUUGAGACCUGGGUUAAUGGAUUGAGGGCAACUCUGCCCAUCAAGCUGGAGAACGGGGUUUCCAUUCAAGUAACAAACGACCUGCUGGUGAUCGAGAAGAAGUCUGCUGUUGUUGUGUCUUACAGUCGGUCACAGGAGAUCACAGUGACCGUCAGUGACAGUGUGGCAGAGCAACUGUGUGGAGCAUGUGGAAGGCCAGCUGAGAGCCUUUCAGUCUCCGUACAGAGCAACGUUUUUGAAUGGUCACCAGUACAUUUUACAACGUGUCCACAGUGAAGAAUCACAGAACCAAGGAUUCAUCAUGAGGAUGCCAAAGAAGCUCACAUCUCCAACUGAGUUAAAAAAUUAACCAGUGAUGAUGAACAUGCCCUAAUGAGAUAAUAAAAUGGUGCAAAAAUCAUAACUGCCAUAUCUGUUAUCACCAGUUACAACUUUUACUG
Alosa sapidissima (American shad) is the source of this 2037-nucleotide messenger RNA. RefSeq names its product IgGFc-binding protein-like. The record is from RefSeq and is a predicted model, not a curated record. The coding region runs from base 266 to 1873 and encodes 535 amino acids. Lineage: Eukaryota; Metazoa; Chordata; Actinopteri; Clupeiformes; Clupeidae. The transcript is spliced from 6 exons.